UACUACUGUACCCCUGAUAAUUUGGUCAAAUAACCGUGUGUGUCUAUGUGUACAGUAGGUGACAUGUCCAUGAUAGCUAUCUAAUAACUAUAGUUAUGCUAGGUAAUGGUUUGGCUUAUCAUGUUCAUGUCUAUGUAGAAGAAGACUGUAGGAGGAAGUGGAGAGGACUCAGGGACAGGUAUCAGAGAGAGAGAAGGGCAGAGAAAGAGAAGAAGAGGUCUGGGUCAGCAGCUUCAGGCCAGCAGCCUUGGCGCUUCUGCCACAUUCUUUCAUUUCUGGAUCCAUUUAUUGUGCCUAGGGCAACGAGUGGCAAUUUUAAAGCCAGACCCCUUACGUCAUCCACAAGUGUUGUCGCCACCGGUGCAUCAAGACCCUCAACAUCACCUACAAGUGCGACCAUCACCUCCACCGGUGUAGUGAGACCCUCUACAACAUCAUCCACGAGUAUGACCACCACCGGUGCAGCCAUGGAAGAUGAUGAAAUGGAGGAAGCACCUCUGGAUCUGGGACCACCUGAGAUUAUUAUGAACCUCACGGAAGUGACCACUGAGGACCUCGUUGAACAGGAUGUGGCCGUGGAGAGAAACGGAGAGAGAAACGAAGAGGAACAACGUCACACCAGGCGUCAUCGGAGGUACCAGCCCCCAGAUCCACUCAACUCAUUUCAGCAGAGGCUCCUCCAAGCCGUCGAGAGGGAUGCAGCCCAACCUGAUGCUCACAGGAAGGAGGAUGAAGAGACCCUCUUUGCCAUGAGCCUGGUGCCAACACUGAAGAGGCUGCCUCAGCAAAGAAAAGCAGCAGUCAAGGUUAAAAUGUAUCAGCUGCUUUUCGAAGCCGAGUUCAAUGAAAUGGAGUCAAUUUAGCCGGCCAGCUCACAGGAAGGACAGGAAGAGGAGAGGAAGGACAGGAAGAGGAGAGGAAGGACAGGAAGAGGAGAGGAAGGAC
Salvelinus namaycush (lake trout) is the source of this 945-nucleotide messenger RNA. RefSeq lists its product as uncharacterized. NCBI's taxonomy places the organism in Eukaryota, Metazoa, Chordata, Actinopteri, Salmoniformes, Salmonidae. Bases 96 to 863 code for a protein of 255 amino acids. The transcript is spliced from 2 exons. Gene Ontology annotation, cellular component: transcription regulator complex; nucleus. Gene Ontology annotation, biological process: regulation of transcription by RNA polymerase II. Gene Ontology annotation, molecular function: DNA binding. The record is from RefSeq and is a predicted model, not a curated record.